Hyaloperonospora brassicae is the source of this 1689-nucleotide messenger RNA. The record is from the annotation of a GenBank genome assembly. Lineage: Eukaryota; Oomycota; Peronosporomycetes; Peronosporales; Peronosporaceae.
AUGUCGACGACGCUCUUGCGCCCAGCGGCGUGCAGUGACCACCCGUUCGUAGCGAACAUGACGCUUGGCCCUCUUGCAAUCGAUUACGUCCACAUCCACUACUGCUCACUAUACGAUCUGCCUCUGCUUUCGUUCUCACUAUUGAUCGUAUGGCUCGCCGCGCUCUUUUACUUCCUUGGCAGUACAGCGGAUGGCUACUUUUCGCCAACGUUAGCAACUCUCAGUGAUCGCCUCCGGCUUCCUCACGAUGUUGCGGGUGUCACGUUCCUGGCCUUUGGCAACGGAGCACCUGACGUGUUUUCAGCUAUUGCAGCGUACGGCUUUGGUGUGAGUGAGACAGGGAUCAAUGAGCUACUAGGAGGAGCGAUGUUCGUCUCCACGGUCGUCGUAGGCGGCGUAGCCAUGGCUAGUGCCGUAGAGGUGCAGCGCUGGGCGUUUCUACGCGACGUGGGGGCGCUCCUCACCUCGCUGCUGUUGUUCCUCCUGCUCGCUGUACGCAGCGGAAAGGAAGAUAUGUGGAGUACAGCAGUGUCAGCUGUCACGCUGUUGGCGUUGUACGGGACAUACGUCGGCAGUGUCGUCCUUUCAGCCUGUGUGGCGAGGUACAAAGCAGCUCCCAACGAUAUUCGUGGCGACGAGUUGGUAGGCAAGUCAACGCUGAUGAUCAAAGCGUUUUGGCACGCGCUCUCGCCAAGAGGGAAUGAUGCAAAAGGAGUGAAGAGGCCUGGGCAGCCUGAGCACGAAUAUGCAUUUGUGACGGGGUCCAAUGCUGAGCCAGAUACCGAGAGCGUAGCGGAUAGCUAUCGUGCAGGGAUGCCGCAGGAGCUUGAGAAACUCGGGAUGUCUUCGUUUGGUCCAUUGGCAGGUCCCAGGUUUUCCAGUCGAGUGUAUAAUGACCACUUUGACGUUGACGAGAGUGAGUCGUUGUCGUCUCCGCUCAUGGCCGAAAGCGAGCGCGAUGCCGUUGAUGAUGGUAAGCAAAUGCUUCCAAAGUGGCAGCAGCACAUGCGCUGGAGAUGGCGCUUGAAGCGUCGCGUCGUUCGGAUAUUUACGAGCGACAAGCCGCUUGUGGUGAAAGUGCUUUGCAUCCCACAAGCGGCACUUUUCUUGUCCGAGACAUCACCAUUCCUCUCUUCGAUGAUGAGUCAUGGUCGCGUCCGAGAGCGUAUUCUCGCUCCGCGUACCGCUGUGGCAAGCACUCCACGAUCGUGGGGUGGCUUUGUAGGUGGCAUCGUCGCGCUCUGUACGCACCGGUCGCAUGCGCCGCGUUCAUUCAAAUCGUCGAGCCUACUACUUUCCCUGGCAUUUGUGGCUUGCGUGUGCUGGAUUUAUGCCGUGGCGAAUGAGCUGAUGGCGUUGCUGGCUGCAGUGGGCUAUAUCACGCAUGUCAGCAACAGCUUCGUGGAACUGACAGUGCUUGCAUGGGGGAAUUCGGUAGGCGAUCUCAUCACGGACGUGUCCGUGGCUCGCGCUGGGUUUUCGCAAAUGGCUAUUGCCGGAUGUUUUGCUGGCCCAGUUUUCAACAUACUGCUCGGGUCUUCCUCUUUGUUUCGCUCACUUCGACACUGUUGGUCUUCGGCCACUACAAGUACCGCUGUCCGGUGUGGUACGGCAAGCUUCUUAUCGCUUACUACUGCGUCUGAUAAACCCAUGAAUUUGAUUGUGGCACUUCGUGUGGGGCCGAUCUAG